Paramacrobiotus metropolitanus is the source of this 4808-nucleotide messenger RNA. RefSeq lists its product as uncharacterized. NCBI's taxonomy places the organism in Eukaryota, Metazoa, Tardigrada, Eutardigrada, Parachela, Macrobiotidae. The record is from RefSeq and is a predicted model, not a curated record. The transcript has 26 exons. The coding region runs from base 491 to 4540 and encodes 1349 amino acids.
GCUUAGCAUAAUUAUUUGGAAUAUCAAGGCUAAAAUUGCUGCGGCGUCUAUCUAAUCAGUGACGAAAGGCGUGUGACCGGCCAAUGCAGUUGAUUUUUAGCGGCCGGAGGUGUACGAUUCGGCAUUCAACUUAAAGCGGGCAUUUUUUCUCACAUGCAGACUGGCAGUAUACGAGUACUAAUGCGUAACUACAGUUGAGGCGUGAUAAACGGAAUGUUAAGAAAACGUAUGGGUUGAUGCUAAAUUUAGCCCUGAACUGGCAUCCCGUAACCAGCAGCAGUCUGCAUAAUCUGCUUAAAUAAAACUUCCAUGCGCAUUUACUUGAACUUCUAGCAGGGUUCGGAGGCCGUUACCAUCCUUUGCCUUAAUACCGCCAACGUUCCUGAAGUUUUCUGAUAUUGCCGAACAUUUUUGCUCAAGUGUGUUGAAUUUUCACGCGUUAUUGUAUGGUUAAGCGUGGUCUCGGAAACGGUUCUGAGACUAAUUGACCAUGCACGGGCACCGAGCCCUUUAUACGAUCUUCACUUUCUGCUUCUUUCUGACUGUGAUACCCUGCUCCUUCGCCUCCGAUGAAGACGUCAUUGAGGAUGUUAAUAAACAAGGACUGGAGAAGCUUCUGGAUGAAAAAGACCUGGUGGCGGUAAUAUUUUAUGAAAAAGGCAAUUCGGAAUCCGAACAAGUUCUUAAGGAACUCGAGAACAUUGACGACGACACAGACAAAUUUGAGAUACCAUUUGUCAAAGUCAACGACAAAAAGCUGGCUAAGCAAUACGGAGUCGCAUCGUUCCCCGCGCUGGUCUACUUCCGCAACAAGCAGCCCGUUAUUUAUAAUGGUGAUCUGAAGAAUGAAGAAAAAGUCCUAGAUUGGUUGACCGGCAUUGAAGGUUUGGAAUUGCCGGAUCAGAUUGAGGAAUUAAACCAGCAGCUGCUGGAACGCAUGAUCCAAGAAAGCGACAAUGUGGCAGUUCUUUAUUAUAAAGAAAACGAUAAAAAAUCAGAAAAGGUCCUCGCCGAAUUAGAAAACAUCGAUGAUGAAGCGGAUGCACUGGACAUUAACUUUGUCAAAGUCUCCGAUCCUGACGUUCUCGAAACCGAAGAUUUCGCUGAUGAUCUGCCGCAGCUGGUUUUUUUCCGCAACGAAAUUCCGUUAAAGUACUCCGGUGACCUUACCGAUGAAGACGCCGUGUUGAGAUGGCUUACGACAAAUAAAAUCGAAGGUGAUGUUAUUGAAAACGUUGGAGGCGACAUGCUGGAUGAUUUGAUCGAAGAUGAAGAAGAUGUUGUGGUUCUGUUUACGGCUCCCAAGUGUAGCAAAUGCGAUCAAGUCUUAAAAGAGCUGGAGAAUAUCGACGAUGAUACGGACAAGCAUGGGAUACACUUCGUUAAAACGGAUAAUAAAGAGCUCGCCACCACCUACGGAGUCGAAACGUUUCCGUCUUUGAUAUAUUUUGAGGACGGCAUCCCCAAUGUCUACGAAGGUGAUCUUAUGAAUGAAGAUGCUGUCCUCGCAUGGAUUCUUGAGCAACAACAGCAGGAAACCAUCGAAAACGUGAAUCUGGAAAUUCUUGAAAAAGUGCUCGAGGAGGAAGAAUAUGUGGCUUUGUUCUUUUAUUCUGAUACAUGCAAAAAUUGCGACGCGGUCUUGGAGGAGCUGGAAAAAAUAGAUGAUGAAAGCGGCGACGCUGGUAUUCAUUUCCUGCGAACCAACGACAAGGAUGUUACCAAGAAGUACAAUGUAAAAUCUUUCCCUAAAUUGAUAUAUUUCCGCAACCAGGAGCCGCUCGUAUACAAUGGUGAUCUGUUGGAUGAGGAAAAGCUGUUAAAAUGGUUGACAUCUGAAGAAAAUAUGGAUAUUCCAGACAAGAUCGACGAAGUCAAUCGAAAAGUUUUACAGAAAAUGGUUAACGAGUCCGACUAUGUGGCGUGCUAUUUCUUCAGGAAGAAAAACUGUCCCGAUUGUGACGCGAUUCUUCAUGAACUGGAGAACAUCGAUGAUGAUUCGGAGAAGCUUGGCAUUGACUUUGUUAAAAUCGAGGAUGACAAGCUACUGAAAGAGUACGGCGGGAAAAAAGCGCCGGCCCUCGUCUACUUCCGGAAGCACAUUCCGACUCUGUAUACCGGAGAUCUGAAAGAUGAGGAUGCUUUGUUGAAAUGGUUAGUCAGUGAGAAGGACGGCGAGGACGAUGAGAUUGAGGAUCUCAACCGGGCCAGUUUACUCAAGCUGCUCGAUCAUCAAAAAUUCGUCGCUGUAUACUUCUAUGCCAAAAAUUCGGCCGACUCGGAGGCCACACUGAAAGAGCUGGAGAACAUUGACGAUGACACCGACAAGCACGAUAUACACUUUGUCAAGACAUCCGAUACCGGUCUGGCUGCCGAAUACGGCGUGCACGAUUUCCCAGCGCUUGUCUAUUUUGAGGACAAGCAUCCCAGUGUUUAUCAUGGCGAUCUUAAAGAUGAGGACAGAGUUCUGAAAUGGAUUCUCCAUCAGCGCCACGAAGAUACCAUCGAAACGGUUAACCGGGAUAUGUUGCAGAAGCUGAUUGACAAGGAAGAUUACGUUGCUGCAUACUUCUAUACGGACGAUACACCAGAAUACGAAAAGAUAUUGGCCGAGCUCGAAAACAUCGAUGACGAGGCGCACGAAUUCGGCAUUCAUUUUGUGCAGACACGUGAUGUGCAUUUCGGACGACGUUUUGGAGUCAAGAAAUUUCCAGCCGUAGUGUUUUUCCGCAAUGGUCAACCGAAUAUUUACAAAGGAGACUUGCUGAAGGAAGAAGAACUGCUUGAAUGGUUAACGGAUGUCGAUACUCUGGAAACCGCUGAUGAAAUUGAAGACGUUAAUGCCCCGCUGUUUAAAAAAAUUAUUAGUCAACAGGAAAAUGUGGCUGCGCUGUUCUACAACGAUAAUGUUAAACAGUGCGAAAAGGUCAUCCAGGAGCUGGAAACCAUCGAUGACGAAGCACACCAUUCGGACAUUGACUUUGUGAAAAUUAAAGACGAUAAACUUGCCAAAAGCUACGGUGUCCAUGCUUACCCGGCUCUAAUUUAUUUUAAAAACGGAGAGCCUACGAUUUAUGCCGGCGAUCUGCGUAAAGGGCCGGCAGUUCUGGAAUGGUUAUUGGACCAGAAAAAUCCCGACGCUGAUGAUCAGAUUGAAGAAAUUAAGGGCGCUGAAUUGGAAAAGUUAAUUGAAACUUCUCCGAAUGUUGCUGUGUAUUUCUAUAGUCCUGACAGCAAGGAUUCGAUGACCGCGCUGAGUGAACUGGAAAAUAUCGACGAUGACACGGAUAAUUUGGGUGUGGCCUUUGUUAAAACCUCCGACGUGAGCAUUGCGCGCGAUUACGGAGUGAAAUCGUUUCCGGCACUUAUUUAUUUCGAGGAGGGCGAACCAAGCGUUUAUGAUGGUGACCUUCAAGAAGAAAACGAAGUUUUACGGUGGUUGACUCAGCAGAAAAACGAAGACACUAUUGAGAACGUUAACCGUCAAAUUUUGGAGAAGAAGAUCGAGGACUCGGAAUAUUUGGCCGUAUAUUUUUAUAAACCAAAUAAUAAAGAUUGCGAGAAAAUCCUGGAAGGCCUGGAAAAUAUUGACGAUGAUCUGGAUGAAUUCGGGGUUGAUAUUGUACGCGCCAACGAUAUUUUGAUGGCCAAGCGAUAUGGAAUAAAAGAGCCACCUGCCCUGGUUUAUUUCCGGAAUGGCAAUCCACUAAUUUACCCUGGCGAUUUGAAGAAAUCCGAAGAUGUACUAAAUUGGUUGACCGAUGACGAUGUGCGUGAAAUCGAAGGAGAAAUUGAGCUGGUUAAUGCCCGCCUCUUCAAAAAGAUUCUUCAUGACAGCGAUUUUGUCCUGGCUCUCUUCUAUGACGAGGAUGAUAAGGAGAGCGAUCACAUUCUGCAGGAACUGGAAAAUAUUGAUGAUGAAUGUGAUCAAUAUGGAAUUGACUUUGUCCGAAUCCGUGACAGUGAGCUGGCCAAGAAGUACAAAGUGUUUGAAUUGCCGGCUCUGGUUUACUUCCGCAAACAGAGACCAAUUCCUUAUGAAGGUGACCCCGCGGAUGAGGAUGCCGUGCUUAAAUGGCUGACCAGUGAGGACACUCUGGACAUUAAGGGUGAAAUUGAGGAUAUUUCCCGUAAAAUGCUGGAGAAAAAGCUCGAAGACACCGAUUACAUUGCGGUGUUAUUCUAUGAGAAAAACUGCGAUGAGUGCGAAGAAGCACUGCGUGAUUUAGAGGAGAUCGAUGAGCAGGCUCAUGAUCUGAAAAUCAGCUUCGUAAAAAUUGCCGAUAGUCGACUGGCUCGCAAGUACGGUGUCCAAAAAGCCCCUGCCCUUGUGUAUUUCCGCCGGAAGUACCCUGCGAUAUACCGAGGUUCACUGAAAGAAGAGCAACAAGUGCUCGACUGGCUGCGAAAGAACCGCUACAAGCAUCCGGAACUAAGCUUCUUCAUGUAUGGAAUAGGAGCAAUCACCGGUGCAUUUGUACUUUAUACGAUAUUUUUCAUGGUUUGUCUGAAAGACAAAAAGCAUGAAAAGAAAGAAUAAUCCAGCUGCAGUUACUGAUCAGUGAUCAUGGACCUGAAACGACUUCAGUGGACAACGGGAAGUCAACUGUCGUACGACUACAUCUUUGCAAACAAAGCAAAAUGCAAAUUCUCGUUAACGAUUGUACACCUUUCGUUCUGUGCCUUUGUGAUUAUUAUUCCGGAUGCUGCUUGGUGUUGCUGAAUUUUAAUGCUGCAAAAUUGAUACUUUAUUUGAUAUGUACCGUGGCAUUUAAGAACCGUCCUUGAGUAAAUUUUGUAUAUGGUUG